Messenger RNA from Closterium sp. Naga37s-1, 338 nucleotides. The record is from the annotation of a GenBank genome assembly. NCBI's taxonomy places the organism in Eukaryota, Viridiplantae, Streptophyta, Zygnematophyceae, Desmidiales, Closteriaceae.
AUGAAGCGCCCGCGAGGUCGCCCGCGCAAACACCCGCCCAAGGAACCCGCGCUUCCAAAGCGCAAGCGCGGACGGCCCCGCAAGGACUCGGGGGUGCAGGAGGUGCUCGGCGGGCGGGUGGCGGAGGACUCGAGCACGCCGAAGCGGGGCCCGGGACGGCCGCCGAAAGACCCGACGCUGCCAAAGAGACGGCCGGGGCGGCCACCUAACGACUCAGCUUCACCAAAGCGAAAGCCGGGACGGCCGCCGAAAGACCCCAGUCUGCCAAGGCGAAGCCCCGGUCGGCCGUUGGGCAGCCAGGCGGGUCAGAGCGAGCCGCCUGCCGCCCCCAGCUGUGC